Zerene cesonia (dogface butterfly) is the source of this 2861-nucleotide messenger RNA. RefSeq names its product SWI/SNF-related matrix-associated actin-dependent regulator of chromatin subfamily E member 1-like (gene Bap111). The coding region runs from base 140 to 1696 and encodes 518 amino acids. The record is from RefSeq and is a predicted model, not a curated record. Gene Ontology annotation, biological process: negative regulation of DNA-templated transcription. The transcript has 14 exons. Gene Ontology annotation, cellular component: SWI/SNF complex. Lineage: Eukaryota; Metazoa; Arthropoda; Insecta; Lepidoptera; Pieridae. Gene Ontology annotation, molecular function: nucleosomal DNA binding; nuclear receptor binding.
ACAAGCCGCUAGAAAAUGGCGUCUUGUUCUGUGCUUCUGUUCUAGUGUGACGCUAUCAUUAUAUUUGAGAAUAUUUCAGUUUCAAAAGAUUUGUAUUGAGUAUAACAAGAAAAUCGUUUACACUAGUGUGUAAUGUGUUAUGGCAACACCGAACAGCUAUAAACAAAACGCAUCAAUGUCGAUGCCAAGUCCACAAAGCAACCCGCACUACAUGAUUGCGGGGGCCCCAAUGAGUUUCGGUAUGAUGAAAGGCGGUAUGAAUGCACCGCCGCACCAUAAUUACCAGUACCACCCACAAUACCAGGGUGGGCCGAUGGGCCACCCAGGGUAUGGGUGGCAACAACAGCGUUUUGGUGCAGAGAGCGCGAGGCGGUCCACCUCGGGCUCGGGGCAGGCCGCGCAGGCCGGGAAGGAUGAUAAGACUAGCCCAUUUGUGUCCACUGUGCAUUCGCAUCCUGGAUUCCAACCGCAGAAGAUUGGCAAGGGUGCUGGUGGGGGUGCCGGUCUCCCAAAACCGCCGAAACCACCAGAAAAGCCGCUGAUGCCAUACAUGAGGUACUCCCGACGAGUAUGGGACAGUGUAAAGGCGGCCAAUCCCGAUCUAAAGCUAUGGGAGAUUGGCAGGAUUAUCGGAGGAAUGUGGAGGGAUCUCCCACAGUCGGAGAAGUAUGCCUUUGUCGAUGAAUAUGAAGCUGAGAAGUCGGAGUAUGAGAAAAGUUUGAAGGCCUAUCACAACUCGCCGGCCUACUUGGCGUAUAUAGCUGCAAAAAAUAAGGCUGUUGUUGGCAAUUUGGAAGAGGAGAGCUCAAGUAAGAAGGGGAGCUCCCAGAAGGAGCAGCAACAACAGGACAGACGAAUUGAUAUACAACCUGCUGAGGACGAAGAAGAUCAAGACGAAGGUCUCUCGGUGAAGCACGUGGCGUACGCGCGCUACCUGCGCAACCAUAGGCUCAUCAACGAGAUAUUCUCGGACACCGUGGUGCCGGAUGUGAGAUCUGUGGUCACCACCGCUCGUAUGCAGAUUCUGAAGAAGCAAGUUCAGUCGCUGACAAUGCAUCAGAAGAAAUUGGAAGAUGAGUUACAGCAAAUCGAGGAGAAGUUUGAGGCGAAGAAGCGCAAAUUCAUUGAGAGCAGUGAGACAUUCCAGGAAGAGUUGAAGAAGCACUGCAAGCCAGCGGUGGACGAGGAGACGUUCAGUCGUAUGGUUGAAAGGGCGGUAGAACAACUGCGCAGGGGUGUGAACCCAGCACACCCCUCAGCUGUGAGGGAACGGAAGGACGAGCAGCCAGGCAACAUAGAACAAACGCAGCAGCCAAUCAAAACGGAGGCGAACGGGCCGAAUGCGCCCACGCAGGUGGACAAAGUGUCCACAACGGAGGUGAACAAGAUGGACGACAACAUGACUACCGAGUUAAAGGAGCCUGGUGAUAAGGAACCCGUAGCUGAUAGCACCCCGGCACAGGAGAAUGAUGUAGAUCGCAAAAAGGAAGAGCCGCCAGUAGAAGUGAAAAUGGAGAGUAAGGAGCCGAGUGGUCCCCCCGCCGCGCCGCCGCAAGCGCAUAUGACGUCACCGCCACACCCGGCAAUGAUGAUGCCGCCAAACCCAAAUGCGCCCGCGCACCAACCGCCCCCCCACGGCGGACCACCCCCACCACCAGCGGCUGAAGAGCCACCCGUCAAGAAGGAAAAUGAAUGAUUGUCACCAAAACGCGUCGUCAAACGACGGCGCAAGUCCUCCGCCAAGGAGGAGCCAUAGACUACAGUGAUCUGUGGAAUUGUGAUUGAAUUAACAUAUAAUAAGAACAAAGUUAGAAUCAUUUGAAUUUUGAAUUAAAUUACAUUGACAAAUGUGAAUAAGAAUUGGUUUUUUUUUGUGACAGUUAUCUACGAUAAUGUGAUGUAAUUGAUAAACAUACAAAAUUAAAAAAAGUCAUAUUUAUAAAAUAAGCUCGGACAUAGACUGUGGGUUGAUUUUAAUAGAGAUAUUUGGCAACAUUGUUACUUUUAAUUUUAUUUUUUUCCCGUCACUAGUAAAUAAUUUUCUUGUUCAUAUAUUGCUCACAUAAUAUAAUAAUUCAUAUGACAAAUCAACAUGUAAAAUAUUAUAUCUAGAAGUACAUAUUACGGUUUUCAUUUCAGGAUAAUUUCUUUUAGUUUAGGAGGUAUUUACUCAUGUUAAGUCAUCUUAAGGAGAUUUUCAUAUUUUUGUAUAUCAAAUAGGUAAUUAAUUUCCUAGUAAGUAUAUUCAUUUUUAUUAAUCUAGUUGGAAUUAAGGAUACAUAAUAGUAAGUUGUAUGGAUAGUUAUUUUUAGAAUUUCUUUAUUUUGGUGUGGUUGAAUGAACUAAUCAAUUAAUUAUUAAUGGAAUGCAGUGAGGUUGAACAUGUAUAUUAAGAAGUAUUUCAAAAUGUAUGUUUAAAAUUCAAGAUUUACUAAAAUAACUGCUAUUAUGUUAUAGGACUGUACUGUAAAUACAUUUUGUAGUUAUUUUCCGAUUAACAUAAUAUUGACUUUCGAAGCCAUUACAAUGCAAUAAUUAAUUCAGCCUGGUGUUUUGUAACAUUAAUAUAUAAUAUUUUAGAUAUUUUCUAAUAGUUAUGUCGUUUUUUGAAAUAUUUCAACAUAAUUAGUAAUAAGGAUAUUAAAUAAGACAAUUAGUAUAAUUAUCCAUUAGUAUAAACAUUUUAAUAGCAUACACAAGCACAUGCCUCUAUAUUAUCUGUUGUCUUCAUUUUCUACUCUAUUACUGUUUCUGCCGAACUGCACUAUGAUUGGUCGGCCGGACAUUAUUGUACCGUUGACUUCGUCAAGUGCUUGUAUUGCUAGGUUUUCACCUGUAGAAAUAAACAUAUUUACUAUGAA